CGAGUCCGACAGAUCUGGAGAAGCGGCUCUGGCCGUGCAGGGAACCUGGCCGCUGGCUCAGCGGGGCACCGUUCUGUAACCCGAGCCGCGGCUUAGCAGAUCCUGUGCAGGACCAUCAACCCUCCAGGCGUGAAGGAAGCGAACAUUUCGGAAGGUCAUUUGCCGAUAUGUCGGUAGUGAGCACCUUGCCUUUCCUGAAGCCCGUCUACAUGAGCCCCCCCAUCUCCCCGGGCCGCCAGCGCCGCCACACACUGCCUGCCAGCGAGUUUCGCUCCCUCAGUCCGGAGGACGCAAUUAGCGUGUUCGAGAUCGAAAGGGAGGCUUUCAUCUCAGUGUCCGGAGAGUGUCCUCUUUACCUGGAUGAGGUCCGUCAUUUCCUCAACCUGUGCCCAGAACUGUCUCUGGGCUGGUUUGAGGAGGGACGUCUAGUGGCUUUCAUCAUAGGAUCAUUAUGGGACCAAGAGAAGCUAAAUAUGGACGCACUGACCUUGCAUAAGCCCCAUGGCACGACCGUCCACAUCCACGUGCUGGCGGUGCACAGAACCUUCCGGCAGCAGGGCAAAGGCUCCAUCCUGAUGUGGCGCUACCUGCAGUACCUGCGCUGUUUGCCGUUCGUGCGCCGGGCCAUGCUGAUGUGCGAGGACUUCCUGGUGCCUUUCUAUGAGAAGUGUGGCUUCAAGGUGCAGGGCCCAUGUGAGAUCACCGUGGGAACGUUGGCCUUCUUCGGGAUGCAGUUUCCAGUCAGGGGCCACGCUUUCAUGCGACGCAAUAGUGGCUGCUAACGCUUGCAGCCAGAGUGUAGCGUAUACAUUUCUCAGGGUAAUGCGAUAGGCCACCACAGCUGAUGGGAAGGUUUGGUUUGCUGUGUUGGGAGGCGAGCCUUUUCUAUGUCAGGGGAGGUGGGCUUGACAGAGCAGUGUUCUCACCCACUGCCUGUCAUCGUGGGUCACCGACAGCAGAUUCCAGCGUUUUCCAUCAGCAAAUCGUAGUUUGUUUUUGUGACUCAGUCACCCAGAUUUACCCCCAAACGUUACAUACAGUGCGGGAGGGGGCAGGUGCACUAACCCUACCACUGUGGAUAGUUAAAUCCUACAUUGUUACCUUUGCUCUUAUUUAACUAUUGUAUUUCAUUAUUGCUUUGAAAUUUUAUAUUUUGUAUAUUAAUAAAAAAAAAGUACAUUAGUUUGGUGUAUUAUGCUACUUUAAUAAAUGUUCUUUUUUCCAAUUUGUUUAAAAUGGUGCAAACAAUACAUAUUAUAGGCCAUGCCUAUAAAAUGCUUGUUUAAUUGUGAUCCUUUGUAUAUUUAGCAAACAAAAUGACACAGAGGAUCAGAGAGCAGCAUUGGACUGUCACUGUUGGAACUGGGGUUAAGGACCUUGGUUGCAGGCCUAAAACUGGCUUUUCUUCUCCAGAAAUAGGAUUUGAACCAUCAACCUCUUGAUCACAGACAGAGUCCUAACCUAGAGAGCCACACACUGUCCCCACAGGCAAGGAGUGACACGCCAGGAACUGAGAACAGGCCUCCAGCAUGGCUCAUCACAUCCCCAGACAUGGCUUUCACACGGUUUCCCAAGUAAAGCCCACUUUGGUGGGGGCCCAGUUUAAAGUGUCACCAUCAGCUGUCCGUCGCCGCUCCUGCUGCACGGCUUCUCCUUAAGCUUGAUUUAGGGACUGGUGAUUUACUAGCCAGAUCAUAUGGAUGUCCAGGUGACAGGAGUGUUUGAGAUUUUUAGUUUAGGUGAGGAAGGAAAAAUAAUC
Molecule: messenger RNA, 1759 nt
Organism: Brienomyrus brachyistius
Lineage: Eukaryota; Metazoa; Chordata; Actinopteri; Osteoglossiformes; Mormyridae
Gene: aanat1
Product: arylalkylamine N-acetyltransferase 1
Exons: 4
Coding region: 168-782 (204 amino acids)
Biological process (GO): circadian rhythm; response to light stimulus
Cellular component (GO): cytoplasm
Molecular function (GO): aralkylamine N-acetyltransferase activity
Source: RefSeq, a predicted model, not a curated record